Molecule: messenger RNA, 2255 nt
Organism: Galleria mellonella (greater wax moth)
Lineage: Eukaryota; Metazoa; Arthropoda; Insecta; Lepidoptera; Pyralidae
Exons: 2
Coding region: 128-1999 (623 amino acids)
Molecular function (GO): DNA binding; protein dimerization activity
Source: RefSeq, a predicted model, not a curated record
AUUACUCUGACUCUGGUAACGUGACUUCCUGGUAACGUGUUAGGUAGGAAAAGCAGUAAAAAAGUGCAUAUUAAGGGAGCAGAUUUGAAAUAAUAUUUAUACUUAACAAGAAAUAAUUAAAGGUUCAAUGGGGAGACCUAAAGAUUUACGCAUAUGGGAGCACUACCGUACUUUACCAAACAAGUCUGUUUCUUGCAAGCUUUGUAAUAAGGUCUACAAAUUCAGUAAUGCUGCCAAAAUGCUUCAACAUCUUAUCACUUGUCCAAAAUCUCCAGAAACAUUAAAAGACUCUAUGAAACUUAUAAAAGAUAGCUCGUCCAAAACCAAAAUGUCUGGACUGUCAGAGAUAGAGACAAAUGAUUCUUUUAUAAGCCCCUCGUCGUCUGCUAACACUACAAUAAAUGCUGAGUUUCAAGACACCGAUGAUCAUAUAAAAACAGAAUUAGCGAGAGCUAUAUUUGUAACAGGGACGCCAUUAUCGAUGGUGCAACAUCCUUUAUGGAUACAAUUUUUCGAAAAAUUGCAACCAAAAUUUAAAAUACCUUCACGUAAAGCUUUAGCGACAAAAUACUUAGAUAAAAUAUAUAGAGAAAUGCGUUUUGAGUUAAAUGAGGAACUAAAUGCUUGUAGUUACUUACACCUUCAGUGCGAUGGCUGGUCUAAUUUAAGAAAUGAAGGAAUAAUAAACUUUCUUAUAUCAAAACCUCAACCUGCAUACGUUAAAAGUUUGAAUACAGAAAGUAAUCCUCACACUAGUGAAUACCUUAGCCAAGAAGUUGAAAAAGUAAUGAAAGUGUAUGGAGCAAAUAAGUUUCUUGUACUUAUUGGCGAUAACGCUAGAAAUAUACAAAAGGCAUUCGAAUUAACAAAACUCAAAUAUCCACAUGUUGUUCCUCUCGGUUGCUGUGCACAUAUCCUUAACUUGUUGUGCCAAGAUAUUGUAAAGAUACAAGAAGUAACUGUGUUUAUUAUGCAAGCCAUAAAUAUAAUAAAAACUGUUAAAAGGAGUCAACGAUUAAGUUCCUUGUUGAUAAAAUCAAGGCAGGGUGAAGAUUCUACACAAACACUAAAAUUGCCUUGUGCUACAAGAUGGGGAAGUCAUGUUACUUCGUUAAAAAGUUUGAAAGCAAAUAAGAUAGCUUUGCAAAUAUUAACAGUUAGAGAAGAUGUGGUAAUUUCAAGAGAUAUUAAAGAUUUAAUUCUAAGUGAUGAUUUCUGGACGAAGACAGGGGAAUGUAUAAGUAUUUUGGAACCAGUCACUGAAAGCAUAUUUUACUUAGAGAGCGACCAGAAUCGUUUGCAUCGCACAUACAUUACAUUUAGAGAUGUACAAGCUAAGAUACGUUUUGCAUUAAAUGAGAUUUCGACAUUGAGCGAAGAAAGCAAACAGCAGAUUCUAACAUCAGUAUCUUCAAGAUGCAAUAUGGCAAUGAGGCCAAUACAUUUUGCAGCAUAUAUUCUAGACCCCAGGACUCUAGGAGUCGAACUUACUCAAGAGGAAGAACUUAAGGGUAUGGAGUUUAUCUACAAUUUAAGCCAACACUUAAGUUUGUCAAAUGUAAUGGCAGAUUUGGCGUGUUAUAAAGCUAAAGAAAACUUUUGGGCCAGAGGAUUUGUAUGGAGCUCAUUAGAUAGCAUUGAGCCCCUAAUAUGGUGGAAAGGUAUUUGUGGUUCCACUGAGUUAAGCAAAGUAGCGAUUCGUAUUCUAUCAGCUCCCUGUACUUCGGCAGCCACUGAGCGUUCCUUUAGUAUCCAAGGCUACAUACAUAAUAACAAAAGAAAUCGACUUACAACUGAAAGAACUGAAAAAAUUUCAUUCAUUUGUUAUAACUGGAAUCUUAAACAUAAAGCUGAAUGCGAGGACAUUCAGUUUAAUGAAGAAAAUACCUUAGAAGCUUUCAUUGAGCAAGUAAAUGAACAUAACAGUUUAGACGAAAUAGAGCCUAUCGAACCUAUACAAUUCAUCGCUUGUAAUAACUCUGAAUCUGACAGUGAUUGACUGUAGUUUUACAUUUUACUUUCAUCUCUUUCUUAAUAAACUCAAAAUCAAAUUAAAAGUUUUUUAUUCUGUAGGCUGCAUAAUAAUAUUGUCUAUGUCCAGUAUAGUGGACGUCUUGCGGCUGAGAUGACGAUGAUGAAGUACAAAAUCAUAAACACCCAAAAAUUUGGGUGUUUAUGGGGUUUAAACCCAAUAAACCCAAAACACCCGGUUUUUACCCACCAGACUUUAAACCCACCCAGGUGGAUUGCCCAUC